AAAAAUUAUUUCCCUAUUCCAUUUUUUUCUUUUCAAACUCUACAAAUAGAAGUACAUUGUACAUAGUUUGUACUAUGUAGGCGGUUCCGUAACCGUUAUAUUCAAUAAUAAUGUGGCUAAGUAUAUUCUUUACCAAUAAUUCGGAGGACGUGUAUACGAACAUCUCCCGGAAUUGGUUUCAAGAAAUUGCUUAUGUAAGUUCGCCACCCGCCGCCGCAACCAACGCCCACGGUCUUCCUGGAAUGUUUACAAAUGACAUAUGUAUAUCAUAAAAUUAGAAUACUUCAAAAUAAAUGCAACAUGGAAUCCUCGUAAAAUCAACACUUUUCAAGAACACAAUGCUUGAAGGACCUAAUAGAAAAUCCACUAAGGAUGAAGCACACAUACAAAUAUGCUCAAUAAAUGAAUGGAUUUGAAAACCACAUACAUUUUGUCAGAAUGAACGUGGAUACUAAUGAUCGCUUUGGUGGAUAAUUAAACACAAUCUGUACUGCUGCUGCGGCUGCUACUGCUUCUGCCUCCAUCCAGUAAAGAAGGAAAACAAAAAGAAACAAGCUUGCUUGACCGUCCUUGCUCUGCCAUAAGAAAAACAGCGCAAAUGGGUUUUCCUAUAAAGGACCUAAUUUCCUUUAUUGGUACCAUGUGUCUUCGAUGUUGCCAAGGGUGUUAUAUUAAAAGGCUCAUGUUAUAAAUUAAUAUCUAAAAGACGACGCACACACAAUUCCCAGUAGAUGCGGAAUAAAUUCAUUAUUCCUGGUUAUUUUCACACACCACCAUCUGGUGGCCUAGCAAUACCGCACACACUAUAACCAAGGUACCUAACCAAUCGGACUUACUAAUGCGACAAAAUGUACAACCGUUCGUGUCAAUGGCCAAACUUUACCGACUGCAGCAGCAAUAGUGCCAAUCUAACGCUGUUCAAGGAUAACCUGCUGGACGUUGAAUUUGAAUUGGAACUCAAUGAGACUGCGGAUUGGCCACUGGAGCGUGUGGUUUCGAUGGUUGUGCCUGUAUUUUUCGGAAUAAUUGGAUUAGCUGGACUACUGGGAAAUGCCUUGGUGAUAUUGGUCUCUUUUCAGAAUCUUCAACUGGUCGUGGCAAAUCAGCAAAUGCGCUCCACAACAAAUUUACUAAUAAUAAACUUGGCCGUGUCCGAUAUCCUUUUUGUGAUAUUCUGCGUACCAUUCACGGCCACCGACUAUGUUCUACCCGAAUGGCCCUUCGGUAAUUUAUGGUGCAAAUUUGUCCAGUAUAUGAUUGUGGUAACAUGUCACUGCAGCGUAUACACUCUUGUCCUUAUGUCCUUCGACCGAUUUUUGGCUGUGGUACAUCCUGUUACCAGUAUGUCACUGCGAACGGAACGUAACGCUAUGCUGGCGAUUUGUCUGGCAUGGAUACUCAUCGUUACAACAGCGACCCCCGUUGCCUUGGCACACGCAGUCAGGAUUUACAAAUUCAAAGGACACAACUAUACAGCCUGUGUGUUCUCGACCGAGGAAGGUGUUUGGAGUUUGGUUGGGUUUCAGGUGUCGUUUUUCCUAUCAUCAUACGUUGCACCACUAACGUUAAUAUCCUUCCUCUACAUGGGUAUGUUGGCACGUCUAUGGAAAAGUGCUCCUGGAUGCAAGCCCUCAGCUGAAUCAAGGAAAGGCAAAAGAAGAGUUACUCGAAUGGUGGUGGUUGUCGUCCUAGCAUUUGCCAUUUGUUGGCUUCCAAUUCAUGUGAUACUGGUCCUGAAAGCGUUAAAUUUAUAUGCCAGCUCUCAUGUAACUGUGAUUCUUCAAAUCGUUUCACAUGUGUUGGCCUACACAAAUUCCUGCAUUAAUCCGAUCCUGUACGCCUUUUUAUCGGAUAACUUCCGAAAGGCAUUUAGAAAGAUUGUAUGGUGUGGCAGUCCUCCUCCGUUGUUACAUCCGAAUCAAGUUACAAAAACAACAAGGACCACUGGAAAUGGCACUUCAAAUAUCGAUAUGCUAAUAAGAGCUAAUUGGGCGGUUGCCAAUGCAUCAAGACAACAGAAGUCUAAAUCAAUUCAAAAGAGGUUAAAGAGAAAGAUAGCAGCUUAUGAGAAGAAGCCUAAAAAUUAUCAGUUAAACUGAUAUAAAUAAUCCGAUUUUUUAAAACUCUGCCGCCCUCUGUUUUCUUAAGCAGUAACUACAUUGCAUCAAACUCUGGAGAUUAAAUGUUCAAGAUUUUAACGUAAAUACUUUUUGCCAAUACACUUUUUUUUGCUAUCAAAUGGAAUCGAAAUAAAUUGGUUUUAAGGAUAAUGGGGAGGAGGUACAUCCAAAUCUGUAUUUAUAUAUGCCAUAUGGCCAAUUUCAUUAAGUCCUUUUAAAUAUUCAUCAGGCUUUUACAUCCUUAAAUGAUUUUUGUUCCAUACGAAAAACGUCAUUUAAAUAUUUAAAAGCCUGUUCAAUGUUUAUGGGCCAUUAGACUUCAAGGAAGUAUGAAAUGAAAAGAAAAUAUUUGUCAUGUCAACGUAAUUUAACUGUUUUAUUCACGUAGGUAAUAUAUGAACACCACCAUUUCUAGUCGACUUGUUUCCUUCGAUAUAUAUUUGAAAAAAAUCCUUGCGGACAAAUCGCCACCUACACGUUUCAAUUUUAUUUCCUACUAAAAUACAUUUAUAAAAGUUUCCAGGUAGGUACUAACACUCAUCCCAUUUCUCUAGGACAUUGUUUUUUUAUCGAUGACCCUUCGUCUAUUCGAAUAGGGUUGAGUAUGAGUAUACUUCGUGGAACUAUAGAAUAUGUAUUCAACCGUGAACAAAGUUUCAAGAACUUGGUAUCAAUACUUUUUUUUUUCAAAUAUUUUUACUUGCAGUGUAUUUGUAUUUUUUCGAAAAUUUUUUUUGCAUUAUAAAUCAUGCAUUUAAACUCAUACAUCAAAUAACUUCACAUGGUUAUUAUUGUGUGGGGCUUAAAGACAAUGAUACUGAGAGUUAUAAAUUAAUGUCACAGCUUCAAAAAAAAACAAAAAAAGCUCUGAACAGGACGUGGAUUAAAUGAAAUCCUUAAUAUCCUGAUCAAUUUUUCCAACUUUGACUUGAUGUAACGCAAUGUUUACUCUCGUCAAUUCUAGUUGUUUUUUUUUUUUCAUUUGCCAAUACAAAUCGAAGCAUAAUUUAACCAGAUUUUGUAUCUAAUAAUGAGAAUAUUUUUUUGAAAAAUUAAUUUCAAAAGCAACAUCUACGAGUUGAAAAAUGAUUCUUUUCCAGAAAUGUUCACUAGAAGAUUUUGUAGGUAUCUUCAGAUUUUUAAUUUUUCAAUAUGAACAAUUUUUUGUAAAUUUUUUUUAAAUAACACUGCACCGGCACCCUUUUUAAUUUUGUUAAUCCUCUGUUUAA
This is a messenger RNA of Episyrphus balteatus (marmalade hoverfly), 3349 nucleotides long. Its product is annotated as allatostatin-A receptor-like. The coding region runs from base 849 to 2099 and encodes 416 amino acids. Gene Ontology annotation, molecular function: G protein-coupled receptor activity. Gene Ontology annotation, biological process: G protein-coupled receptor signaling pathway. The transcript is spliced from 11 exons. Gene Ontology annotation, cellular component: membrane. NCBI's taxonomy places the organism in Eukaryota, Metazoa, Arthropoda, Insecta, Diptera, Syrphidae. The record is from RefSeq and is a predicted model, not a curated record.